AUGGAAUUGACUGCUGCGAAAAAACUUGGUAAAAUGAUAGUGAAUGAGCUGGAUUACAAGCUAGAUGACAUCUGCUAUUGGACAGACAGCAUGACGGUACUAAAGUAUUUAAAAAAUGAUACUUCAAGAUUCCAGACCUUUGUGGCAAACCGCAUAGCUGUUAUCAGAGAUGGUUCAAGUUUGAAGCAGUGGAAAUAUGUGAACACUAAAGAAAACCCAGCAGAUUGUGCUUCACGUGGUUUACCUGUGAAGAAGUUCCUUCAAUGCAAACUUUGGUUCAAAGGACCUUCUUUCUUAUUAUCCAGACCAGAGUCAGAGUGGCUUCAGCAAGUGGAUAACCCAGGCACCUUGGCAGAAGAUGACCCUGACGUAAAGUGCAGUGUUGAUGUCAUGUCUACAGUUGAGAGAUAUGAAAGCUUGAUUGACAAAGCACUAGAGUAUUAUUGUGACUGGCAUAGGCUCAAGAAAGCCAUUGCGUGGUUGUUAAAUAGAAUCAAGAAUUUAAAAUCACGUGUGGAAGCACGUAAAACGUUGAUAACAAAGUUAGAAAGUCAAGAGUCAGAUCCAGUAGUACGUUUUCAUAUGUUUGAAGUAGAACAAGAACGUUUGGCUAAGGUCAGAAAAGGAUAUAAGUUAAAGCAGCUAACUGCUGAUGAUCUUUGGAGAGCAGAAAGGGCUUUAGUUCAGUAUGUUCAAAGACAACACUGGCAAGAGGCCUGUAGAGGUCAAGCAAAUGGCUCACACUAA
Molecule: messenger RNA, 747 nt
Organism: Anneissia japonica
Lineage: Eukaryota; Metazoa; Echinodermata; Crinoidea; Comatulida; Comatulidae
Exons: 1
Coding region: 1-747 (248 amino acids)
Source: RefSeq, a predicted model, not a curated record